Messenger RNA from Eucalyptus grandis, 1932 nucleotides. Its product is annotated as AAA-ATPase At3g50940. Gene Ontology annotation, molecular function: ATP hydrolysis activity; ATP binding. The transcript is spliced from 3 exons. The record is from RefSeq and is a predicted model, not a curated record. The coding region runs from base 289 to 1788 and encodes 499 amino acids. Lineage: Eukaryota; Viridiplantae; Streptophyta; Magnoliopsida; Myrtales; Myrtaceae.
CAAAGAAGAGCGUACGGUCUGCGCAAGAAGGCCGAAGCGUUUCAUCACGGCAUCACCAGAGAAGAAGGGGCGCAAAAAGUCAAAAAGUCUACGGAGACCUCCGACGACAAACCUUCCAUGAACGCAGCAGAGCCAAGCUUCGAUCCGAAGAAGAAAGAAGAAGAUCAGUCUCGCCAAGCUCACUCCACAAAAACCCCAACGAGACUCCAUCGUCCUCAGCGUCCCCAUCAAGAAUCGCCCAACACAGCAAAUCCAAUCUCUCCAUCCCUCCCAUAAACUGAAGGAAAGAUGGCCGCGACCCCUUCCCCGCCCGACUUCAAGAACGCCGUCGCGGCGGCCAGGGCGGUUAUGUCCGCCGCGGCCUCCGUGACGGCCGCCGUGGUGGUGGUGCAGUCGGCGGUCCACACGAUCGUCCCCCGCAGGUUCCGGGGCUUCCUUCUCUCCAGGAUCCGGGGCUUCCUGGGUCGCGUCUCCGACGAGAUGACCAUGGUCAUCAAGGAGUACGACGGGUUCGUCCAGAACGAGCUCUUCGAGGCGGCCCAGGUCUUCUUGGCCGCCAAGCAAUCCCCCUCGACGCGGCGCAUCCGGGUCACCAAGCCCAGGAAGGAGACCCACUUCACCCUGGCUAUCGACCGGAAUCAAGCGGUGGUGGAUACGUUCCGGGGGGUCGAGCUCAAGUGGGUGUUUGCGUCGAGGCAGGUCGACUCGGGCCACCGGGUUCAUCAGGGCCGGAGCUCGACCGCUCAACACGAAGUUCAGUACUUCGAGCUCACCUUUUGCAAGAAGCACAAGGAGAUGGUGCUCGAAUCCUAUCUGCCCUUGGUCAUCGGCGAGGCCAAAUCCAUUAAGCAGGGGAAGAAGACGCUGAAGCUACACACGCCGAGCUUCGGCCGCGUCUACGGCGGUCCUCUCUCAGAUGCGUGGGCCUCGGUGAACCUCGACCACCCAGCGACGUUCGAGACGCUGGCGAUGGACCUAGAGCUCAAGAAGACGAUAGUAGACGAUCUCGAGAGGUUCGUGAGGAGGAAGGAGUACUACAGGAGAGUCGGCAAGGCGUGGAAAAGAGGGUACUUGCUGUACGGACCCCCUGGCACGGGGAAAUCCAGCCUGGUCGCGGCGAUGGCCAAUUACCUGAACUUCGACAUUUACGACUUAGAGCUGAGCGGGCUCCGGAGCGACUCGGAGCUCAGGAGGCUGCUCGUUGCCACCGGGAAUCAGUCCAUAUUGGUGGUCGAGGACAUCGAUUGCACCAUUAUGUUGCAAGAUAGGACGUCCCAAAUCCGAGCGGCGAGCGUGAAUACUAUGCCAAUCGGUUAUCCGCAAGAAGAUCGAGGAACAUUGUCUGGAUUCCUCAAUUUCACUGACGGACUUUGGUCGAGCUGCGGCGAUGAACGGAUCAUAGUCUUCACUACGAAUCACAAGGAGAAAUUAGACCCAGCGUUGCUACGCCCAGGGCGCAUGGAUGUGCACAUUCACAUGUCCUAUUGCACCCCAUGUGGGUUCAGGCUUCUUGCUUCUAAUUAUCUCAGGAUCGAUAGUCAUGAGCUCUUUGAUCAGAUCGAGAGUUCGAUCACGACAGCUAGAGUCACUCCAGCCGAAGUAGCCGAGCAGUUAAUGAAGAGCGACGAACCAGAGGUCGCUCUCCGGGACAUGGUUUCUUUCCUCGUUAAUCACAAGAGGAAAGAAAAUGAAGAAGUCGUUGAGGAGGAAGUUUGUUACUGCCAAUUGAUUAGAGAAAAUGGAGGGAGUGGAAAGGAGAACGGAAAUUGCGAACUAGUUGACAAAUAAAUAAUAAAUAUAGACUCUGUUGGUAUUUUUCCGGUUGAUUUUAUUCAGACUAUAUACUAAGAAAGACGAUAUGCGCUGACACUGUAAAUAUUUCAAUUUGAUUUACUUGCCUUACUAUGUUUCUUCUGAUUUUUAUCAUGUUUA